Messenger RNA from Iphiclides podalirius (scarce swallowtail), 387 nucleotides. The record is from the annotation of a GenBank genome assembly. Lineage: Eukaryota; Metazoa; Arthropoda; Insecta; Lepidoptera; Papilionidae.
AUGACGGCUUGGAACGCAGCCAUGUCGGCGGAGACAGUGAUGACGAUACGCCCGAGUGCGAGCGGGACAGCGGAACCACUGGUUCAUCCUGUAAACCAUACAUCAUGGAGGCGUGCGCGCGGCGUCCAUAAAAUUCAAAAUCUCAAGACUAAUGGGACACAGCCGACCCGGUCAGCGCCGCUCGGGGAACAGCAGAAAUACCCCGGCACGACGCCCGGUUCAAAAAUAGUCCGCGGCACCGACGCUAGCUGCAUACAAAACUGGCCAGUCGGUCGACCGACAUAUCGCCUUAUCAAAUUUCCCUGCCCACACCCUGCGCACGCGUCGCCCGCGCCCGACCCAUCCCGCCCAUUCCGCUCUCAACCCCCGCGAGCGGCGGUCAUGCAU